Podarcis lilfordi (Lilford's wall lizard) is the source of this 3807-nucleotide messenger RNA. NCBI's taxonomy places the organism in Eukaryota, Metazoa, Chordata, Lepidosauria, Squamata, Lacertidae. The record is from the annotation of a GenBank genome assembly.
CCCUCUGAGCAUAUUUUACAAUAUAUUCUCUAAUCUUCAGUUGUGGUAUUGAAGAAAAAGAAACUUUGACCGAGCCCUCAAUGGAAAGAAGCACAUUUUUGGCAAAAAGUAUACUUUGGCCCUUCGCCAAUGAAAGUGUCAUUUGAAAGCUUCUGUUUGCUUUUUGCUUUUUUUGUGAGCAGGAUUAUUUCUGAUUAAUGAACUGGUUCUGAUUGGUCCUCAGUGUCUUUAUAGGCCAACAGAAGCACUCGACUCACCAGUUCUUCCCAGCAGUCCUUGAGCCUCUCUGUCCACCUGGAAGCCUCUGCCUGAUCCCUGUUUCUAGCUCUCUGAAGAUGAAUUUGUGGCUCCCUCUCCUGCUUGCAGGCUCCGCCUUUGUUUUGGUGGGUGCAGGUAAGUUCUGUUUGUGAGCACCUUCUCUUUGGCUCCUCAGCCAAGAGUAACGUCUCCUGGCUUUAUGACGAUAGCCAUUUUCAAUCUUGUGCUUUAGAUGGGGCUUCAGUUCAACAAUUUAUAGUCAUUUGCUUACCUUUUGUGAGCUCUUGAGGAAAAAGAAGAAGAAGAAGAAGAAGAAGAAGAAGAAGAAGAAGAAGAAGAAGAAGAAAGAUGAAGAGAAAAGAGAGAGAUUGAACCAGAAGGCUUUUGGCAAACAACAGGUUGCAGACUCAGAAAUCUGAAAAGCUUAGUGGCUUUUGUUUUAAAAACUGUAAAAAGGCAAUACCUUGCAAAAUAAAUGUGUAGUUGGAGAGUUUCUUCAAACCUUUAUUUUCAAAGAUGAACUGCAUCAAAUUCCUUCCCACCCCUCAUCCCUACUUGAGAUCAGUUUUUUGGAGGAAGCCAAGGGAGAAUCUUGAGUGAAUAACCAAGAAACCAGUCUAUGUCUUUCACCAACCCCAUGCUACAGACCUCCAGGUAUAGGGCACUAUAUAAACUCAAUAAAUAAUAAUAUUAAUAAUAAUAAUACAGCCUGAGGGCCAAAGACAAAGCAACCCAUUAACUCUUAGCAGGUAGGAAAAUCAAGGGAUUCCUUCUGAAACUUCAGUGAAUUACUACAAAGGUGCUCUUGGAGGAAACUGAUUUUCUAGAUCCAUUUCUAUCAGGGUUUAGGUUUGGUUUUGGCACAGAAACUGUAUGAUGACCUCUGUCAAAAUGACGUCACGCGCAUGCGUGGAAGCGGUGAAACGCGACCCACACACGCACAGACGCGCAGUUACGUCUUACGGGAGUCGCAUCCUGAGGUACCACUGUAUUAAAAUCCCAUGCUUUCAAAACACACACACACACACACACACACACAGUGGCAGAAGGAGAGGAGGGAGGAAGUGAGAUAUUAAGGUUGCAUGGAUCUUGUCUUCCACCCCCCACGCCAUAGGUACUUCAGGCUUUCCAACUGCUCUUCCUUAAAAAUUGAAGGAGAAGGGGCUGCAGUUCUGCUUCAAGCAGCCACUUCCUGCUCAUUGUGUGUAUUGCUCUGCAGGAUCCUGCUGUUUUGCAGCCUUUGCAGAGGUAAUGAAUGAGGGGGGGGGGAGGGAGGGAGAGAGGCACAGGCACAUGCACAUGCACAUGCACACACAUACACAGAGCCUGGAGAAACUGGCUAAGCAGGUACACUGAAAGGUCCUGCCGGGAACCUUUAAGGGGACUAGGCUAGUCCCACUAGUUCAUGGACUGCACGCCACUGCUGGAGAGGCUGUGCAGGUUAGGGUGCUUUGGGAUGGUUCUGGUCCUACAUGGAUGAUAUUUCAAGAGGGUGAUGUUUAGGAAGUGCUCUUUGGCCCCAUAGAGCCUUCAAUGUGGGGUUCCUCAGGGUCCGAUUUUAUCCCCCAGGCUGGUUUCUACAUGAAACCACUGAGUGGGGUCAUCUGCAGAUUUGGAGUACAUUGUCAGCAAUAUGCUGGUGACACUCAGCUCCACUUCUCCUUUACAGUGGGGCAGUGGAUGUGCUGGACCAUUGUCUUCACUUGGUAUUGGACUGGAUGAGAGCCAACACACUGAAGCUCAAUCCAGAUGAGACUGAGGCACUGUUAGUGGGCAGUUUCCUAGACCGGAUGGAUGGGAAGUGGCCUGCUCUUGAUGGGGUUAUGUUGCUUACCAGGGCAAGACGGUUUGAAUGUAUUACUGAUCCUGGCCAAACUGCACUGGCUGCCAAUUAGUUUCUGAGCCCAAUUCAAAGUGCUGGUUUUGCCCUAUAAAGUCUUAAACAGCUUGGUACCACAGUACCUCAAGGACUGUCUCUCCCCAUGUGAACCAAUUCGGACGCUGAGAUCAGCAUCUGUGGACUUUUUCAUGUGCCUCCUCUGCAAGAGGUCCAGAGGGUGGCAACACAAUAAUGGGCCUUUUCUGUGAUUCCCUGUUUGUAGACUGCUCUCCCCAGGGAGGCUCGCCUGGUGCCUUCAUUACAUAUCUUUAGGCGCCAGGCAAAAACAUUCCUCUUCUCCCACACCUUUGGCUAAUUAAACUAUCUUUUGCCUUUGAAGCUGUACGUUGGGGCGGGGGCAGUAUAGGAUUUCCCCAAAUCAGAUUAAGGAUUUCUGCAUAAUGUUUCAGAAGAACGAACUAUAAAAGCAAGGUAGGUUCAGAGUCUGCCGGUGGGCUUCUCUGAUAAUUUUGCCAAAUAGCAACUUUGAAAAUACGGACUUAAGAUUCAUAGCAAAGCUGAACAAUGAACUGGAUGUAACUAAGUCCAUUAUUAUAGUGGACAAGCUUCGGCCAGGAGGAGGAGGAGAAUGCAGCUGCUCCCAAGAGGACAACCAGAAGAAGGGCAGUGUAUGAACAUUCGGAACAAGACAGAGUUGUUGGGUUUUGUAUAUUCUUUUUAGGUUCUGUGAAACAGAGAGGGGAAGCUCCCAAUUUCCACCAAAUCAUGCCUAUGGUGCUAUCCUGUGGUCUUGUUUAUUCGUAUAAGUUGUGCCUCAUGGCUCUGUACCCCUGGACUGUGAAUUUUUUUUGACCUGCUAGAGGUGUCAAUGGCCAAGUUUGUGUAGGGGGAGGAUUUGUUGGUUUUGCUUGUUACUGUGUUAUAUAUUUCUGUGUGAUCCUUGGAGGAAAGGAGGUAUAGAAAUUUAAAUAAUAGUAAUAGUAAUAAUAAUUCAGAAGAAUACAGAGUUGUCAGGUUUUGUGUAUUCUUUUUAGGUUCUGAGAAACAGAAGCGAAGAGCUUUUGGUUACUUCCAGUACAUGCCUACAUCGCAUCUGUGUGGUAUCCUUGCUUCAAAGGUCUAUGAGCACCGCCGGAUUGAGCGCCCCUGGUUCCUAGUAUCUUUGGAAGCCGCUAGAGAGGCCAGCACCCUGCUCCAGUUGAAUAUGACAGUGGGCAACGCGGUUACUGGAGAAGAAUGUCUCUUAAUGACAAGACUGACAAGGCGUCCCAGAAGAUUUGCUGUUUGAAAAUAUACACAUACCCCUCUGUAAUAAUAAAAGCAGAGAUUGAUUCCUGGUAAGGAAGCAAAAUAAACCUGGGUUUUGUUUUGUUUGUUCUUCCUGAAGCGUAUGGAUAGAGUGCAACUAAAAUGAAUCUUGCUUGUGAAAAUUAGGAUUUCCCCUCCUCCUCCUCCACAGGAAAAAAGACAACAAAGAUCAAAGGCAGUUGAAAUGAUUAAAAGUAGUCCACAAAGCUUUAGUUUAACAUGCAAUUCCACCCCCACAUGAUAUUCCUGUGAAUCAGAGUUUAUUUCAUUCCCUUGUUGUAAGGGCUGUCUAUCCCAUCCUGCAGGAAUUGAAGCAAGUGAGGCACAUCAGCCAAAGGUGGAAUAGGAUGCAUAGCAGAUUUAAGAGGAUUCACCUGGUUUGGGGGUGGCAGGAGAGGAAG